AUGGCGGCGGCGGGGCCCUCGCGGACGCUGUUCCUCUGGGACGACGGCAGCCCCAUGCGCUUCUACGUGCGGCCCGGGCUGGCCAAGCUGCGCCUGGCGCCGCUGGUGCUGGCGGGCGGCGGGCGGCUGUGCCGCGUGCAGGAGCCGGGCGCCGUGCUCCUGGCGCAGCCCGGCGAGGCGGCGCCCGGCGGCGCCGUCUCCACCGAGUACGUGACGGAGUGCGUGCAGCGCAACCGGCGGCUGCCGCUGGAGCCCUACCGGCUGCCGCCCGCGCCGCCCGCGCCCCGCGCCGCCUCGCCGCGCGGCCGCCUGGCCUUCACGGAGGCGGAGGACGCGGCGCUGCUGCGGGCGGUGCGCGGGCGGCGCGGGGCGCGGGCGAGCGGCACGGCGCUCUGGAAGGAGCUGGAGCGCGGCGGCCUGACGCGGCACUCGUGGCAGGCCAUGCGCGACCGCUACCUGCGCCACCUGCGCCCGCGGCGCGGCGGGCCCGCGGCGGAGCCCCGGCAGACGGACGCGCCCGGCGAGCCCGCCCCAGAAAUGGGCAUUUUCGCGGCAGCUAAUCGGGAGUUCGAGAGCACCGAGUCGGGAAGCGAUGCCUCAGACAUUUCAGAAGAAUUUGCUUCAGAAGACGGAAAGUCCCCGGAAGAAACAGCGUCUACUUUGAAAACAGGACUGGAGGACUCCGCUCUCCCCGAUACUCAGUUACAAGGGGAGGAAAGACCAACAAGCACUUGCCCUUCUUCCAGCGUGGUGGGAGAAGUGGUAAAAACUAUACAGCACCUCAUGGAGAAGUUCAGCAUGGACCUGCUCACUGUUACACAGGCCUUUCUGAAAAACACUGGUGAAGUGGAAACUACCUUAAACUUCCUGCAGACAGGACAGCGCUUGGAUGGAUACCCUGUGUGGAGCAGAGAGGAUGAUUUAGAAUUGCAGAAAGAUGAUGAACAUGUCAGAAGUAAACUGAUAGCAAAAUUUGGAGCUGAAAAUGUUGCAAAAAGAAUAGCAUUUAGGAAGAGUUAGAUAGCAAAGUAGCAGAGAAGGACUGAUUUUAGGAUUGUGCCAAGAACUUUUAAAAGCAGAGUCAUUUUACAAGUACAAAUGUGAUGGAAAAUUUGAUUUAAUAUUCUGAAGUCUCACAAAUUCUUUAAAGUGAACAAGCCUGUAUUAUACUCUUUUUUUAAAGUACCUAUUUUGUAUUUGGGGUUGGGUGUUUUUUUUUUGUAAUACUGAGUAUACUGAAGACUUUAAAGUAAAAAAUGGUGAAUAGAGAAAGGUCCUAUUCAGUAUAAAGCAAACUUUCAAUGAUAGAACUUGAAAUUAUACAUCUGCUAUGUAAACCAGCUGCCAGUCCUACCUGUACAUUGCUGCACGGAAAGGAUAUUGCAUGGGGAGAGCACUAAAGUGUGACAAAACCACAUUCCGUGCUCUGACCUUUAACUGCAUUAGUACCUAAUAGCGGCCUGCUCUUUGUCACGUGUCUGUCACUUCAGAGUCCUGUGGCUGAUCAUCUAAUACCUUGCUCUGCCUAAUGAUUUGCCUGUUACCUUCUCAGGCCAGUAGGCAACCAUCUCAAUUUCUAUUUUAACAAGCAAGCGCCACGUGCCAAAGAGCCUCUGGGGGAGGGGAAAAAAGAACACCUAUUUUGGGGGGCAAUGUUACUGGGAUAUAAACAGGAUAGUUACAAGACACAGAAGUCCCUGCAUGUUGUAGUUGUAUGUAUCUUAAGUUCCUGUACGCAUCCCUCCCUUAUUACACUAAUUUCUACGGGAAAAGUUGUUUUACUCUCUGUAAAUUACUUAGCAUCACUUUUCACAGGAUAUGCCCUGUAGUUCUUUUUGAUUAAAAACAGGUAAGUGUCUUUAUAUUCCAAAUAAACAGACUCAUUCAUGAGAUGACACAG
Messenger RNA from Dromaius novaehollandiae (emu), 1900 nucleotides. It is a transcript of the gene TERF2IP, whose product is annotated as TERF2 interacting protein. Gene Ontology annotation, molecular function: telomeric repeat DNA binding. The record is from RefSeq and is a predicted model, not a curated record. Bases 1 to 1020 code for a protein of 339 amino acids. Gene Ontology annotation, cellular component: shelterin complex. NCBI's taxonomy places the organism in Eukaryota, Metazoa, Chordata, Aves, Casuariiformes, Dromaiidae. The transcript is spliced from 3 exons. Gene Ontology annotation, biological process: telomere maintenance via telomere lengthening; regulation of DNA-templated transcription.